Messenger RNA from Aureobasidium melanogenum CBS 110374, 1116 nucleotides. RefSeq lists its product as uncharacterized. NCBI's taxonomy places the organism in Eukaryota, Fungi, Ascomycota, Dothideomycetes, Dothideales, Saccotheciaceae. Bases 1 to 1116 code for a protein of 371 amino acids. The transcript has 4 exons. The record is from RefSeq and is a predicted model, not a curated record.
AUGCCAUCAUUCAGCGAAUCGCACAACCACCUUCCGAGACCAAUUCAAAACCAAGCCUUGCUAUCGUGGACUGCACCCAGAAUAUCAACGCCCUUUGAUGCCGCCAAGGCUCUUAUUGCAAAUGCAGUCAACUGCCCACUUCAAGUUGACGACAUUGUUGUCGUCUUGGACAAGGGUGAGUUUGGAGGUAUGACAGUGGGUUGCAGAUAUUCCAAGAGUGAAUAUCGAGUCUUACCCAACGAUCACGACUCUUUUUUCGGUACACUAUGCCUACCUGGAUGGUCUGCAUUAGGAAACAUUGACAAGUUCAACCGUGGAAAUUCUCUGGCCCAAAUCUGCGACUUUACCAGGAGUGAUCUAGUCAUUCAGUACAACCAAUGUACUCACGAAUUCACCCCCGACAUGGGUAUUGAAGUGAGAUAUGACAAUACAGGAGUCGUUAUUGGAAACUACCUCGCCAUGACACCCCAAAACACAUUCUGGGUCUUUGUACCUGCCAUUCCACCUCACAAUGACUAUCUCAUCUCUGAACUCGACAGUCAAGGGUCAAUCGGUGAGUUCAUGCUCAGACAAUCAAUUGAAUACCCCAGAAUUGGUUUCAGAUUGGACCUUGAUUCAGAUCCUGGCCUGAGAUAUUUCCUUGGUAGACGAAACUUGUUCGACAUUCCUUCUACUCCCAAGGCUACCGGUCCCAAACAAGCCAUUCGACAGCUCGUUUAUCACAAGUCAGAAUACCCUGAUCAAUAUCCUCUCGAACUCGUUACCUACUUGUGCCCAUGGUUGAAGUGGACAGAAGUCCCUCUAAACGAAAAGGAGGGCGACGUUGCUUCAAUUAGCUUCAUUUCGACCAAUCCACUCGUCAACUUGUCAAACCCCAAUGCUGAAUGGUUUUCCUUACAACCAAUCUGGAUCAUUGAUGGGUACUUUCAGGAAGACUUUAUUGGUCUCAAGAGUGCUCUCAAAAAGCUUUGGCGAGCAUCCAGACCUACACACCUUCAUCAAAUCGAGGACCCUCACAUCAUCUUUUACCUCAGAAUCAAGGUCAUGUUCUCGGACUUGCCAAUCACAAGGGAGAUCUUGAAUUCCUUUGAUGCGAUGAUGCUGCCAAAAACCUGA